Molecule: messenger RNA, 1112 nt
Organism: Zeugodacus cucurbitae (melon fly)
Lineage: Eukaryota; Metazoa; Arthropoda; Insecta; Diptera; Tephritidae
Product: mucin-2
Exons: 4
Coding region: 101-1012 (303 amino acids)
Cellular component (GO): extracellular region
Molecular function (GO): chitin binding
Source: RefSeq, a predicted model, not a curated record
AUUGUAUUCAUAAAACAAGUAACAUCUAGCAGAAAACAGUUAGUCAGCCCUCACAAGUUUAACGAAAGCAUUAGUUGUGAUAAAUAUAUACGAGAGUAACAUGUGUAAAAUAGCGCUUUUCGGUGUAUAUAUUUUCUUACUGACACUGCACCAAAGCGGCGCGAUUUGUCACAUUUGCAAUAGCAAUGGCGUUGCCUGCGCCAGCAACAACACAUUUCACCUGUGUUUCGGUGGGCUGCCAAACAUUAACGAGGAAUUCAGCUGCCCGAAUGAGGAUGAGGUCUGCACCACACUGGGGCAAGUUUGUAUGGAUCCCGACAGUAAUCCCAGCAUACAGGCUGCCUGUGGCAACACCAAGCAAUGCGGUCAGUGUGCUGAUGUCAUGAAUGGUGGCUUCACCUGCACCAGCCGAACCUCAUUCACUAUGUGCAUGGGAAAUGUGCUGACCAAUGUACGCGGGACCUGUCGCGCUGGUCAAAUAUGUCGCACAUCGGUGGCGCAUGCCGGUAGAGUGCCAUGUGUGAGUGAAUGUCUAAUAGAUACAGAUGAUAUGUGUGAUGUAAAUGUGGCUGUAGAUGUGCCACCAAAAAGUGAGUCAGCCAUAACAACUGUAAUUAUACAACCCACUCCGCCAUUACCUGCAGUCACCACAACUGUAAUUAUACAACCCACUCCGCUAUUACCUGCAGUCAGCACAACUGUAAUUAUACAACCCACACCCCCGUCCACAACAACCACGUCUACUUCUCCGUCGACAGCGCAAGUUUCUACAAAUUCACCCACAAGUGUAGCACCCACGACAAGGCCAUCACCAGUGGAUUAUUGCUCGAGUCAAAGAUAUGUUGGCCGUUAUCCCAACCCAGCUGACAGCAGUUGUACUAGAUACUUGUAUUGUACAGGUUCCGGUGGUGGUUUGGGUCUCGUUGGGCGCUUAAUGCGGUGUCCUGGUAAACUAUUUUUCAAUCCACAAUCAAGAAUUUGUCAAGUUCCUAAACCAAAUGGCUGUGUUUGAAAUAAAAACUUUUGAAAUAUGGAAUUUUUGAAAUAAAUUGUUAACUGUACUUUUCAAGUGGUAAAAAGUAGAAGUAAAGAUUGAAUUCAUUUCAUGAUCA